GGCUAAGUCCACCGAAGGCUUCAUUGCAAAGGCUUCAUCUCUGCACAUCACGCUGAAUCAAAUUGUGGCUUAGUCCAUAGAAGGUUUCAUCGUAGAGGCUCAAUCCACAAAAGGCUUCAUCGCAAAGGCUUCAUCUCUGCACAUCACUCUAAAUCAAAUUGUGGCUCAGUCCACAUAAGGAUUCAUCGCAAAGGUUUAAUCCAUAGAAGGCUUCAUCGCAAAGGCUUUAUCUCUGCACAUCACUCCUAAUCAAAUCGUAGCUCAGUCCAUAGAAGGCUUCAUCGCAUAGGCUUCAUCUCUCUGCACAUCACUUUGAAUCAAAUCGUGGCUCAGUCCAUAGAAGGCUUCAUCGCAGAGGCUUCAUCGUUUUCAUCAUCGUAGAUGUUUCAUUCCACAGAAGCAAGUUUGGAACUUCGGACAAUGGCGGGCUAUACAUUCUGUUUUCAAAAGGAACUCACACCAACAGACAUUUCAAGAAAUCUAGAAAUACCAGAGUGGGCACUUGACUUGCCUCCUGGAAAUGAGAGUAUGCAUGUAGUGGACCCAAAUGCAGACAUCACCUGGGAAUUUAUAUGCUCAACAAGGAGCAGCGGUCGACGCUCGAUGACGCACCAGUGGAUUGAUUUUGCAAAGAAGAAGGAACUUAGGCCAGGUGACGUACUCCGAUUCUAUCGGUGGACGAAUGGAGAUGGGUAUUUCAUGGUGCUUGAACGCCAUAGCAUCCGACUCUUUGGUGUGACCAUAUACUUAUCAAAGCAGGUAGUUUCCUCGGUUUUCGACUUUCUGUGA
Messenger RNA from Ilex paraguariensis (yerba mate), 789 nucleotides. NCBI's taxonomy places the organism in Eukaryota, Viridiplantae, Streptophyta, Magnoliopsida, Aquifoliales, Aquifoliaceae. The record is from the annotation of a GenBank genome assembly.